Messenger RNA from Aureobasidium melanogenum CBS 110374, 852 nucleotides. RefSeq lists its product as uncharacterized. The record is from RefSeq and is a predicted model, not a curated record. The annotation marks the transcript as partial. Lineage: Eukaryota; Fungi; Ascomycota; Dothideomycetes; Dothideales; Saccotheciaceae. The transcript has 3 exons.
GACACUUUCAGUGUAUCACUUCUACCUAAUGUGCUUGACCUACAACCAAGAGCACACCUUCUGUUUGGCUUCAGUGUUACCUUUCUGGUAUUGGUAUGGACGUCACUCGCCCUUCGAGUCUACGUCCGCAUAUUCACAAUCAAAGCGUUUGGAUGGGAUGAUGCCUUUCUCAUCUGGGCAGCUGUUACGUUUACCACUUUUUGCGCAUAUUUAAUUGUCGAGGCUAAAUACUGCUUCAAACCAGAAGUAGAGAUAGCCUACAACACGGAGGACCUGAUGGCAAUAUGGCCCGUAUUGACACAGGCAAUGGUGUUCGUCGUCACGUACAAUGCUCUCUACAUAGCUACCACGAUCAUCUUCAAGAUCAGUCUGGCAAUCUUCUUCCUGCGGAUUGUCGUAUUGAAAUGGCAGCGUCUCUUGAUCUAUAUCUCGACCGCCAUCUACGCCGUCUAUGGUAUUGCUUUCAUCUUCUUGGUCACCUUCCGCUGUGGAAUGCCGAAAGACCUGCUCAUCAACGCGGCCCGGGGCAAGUGCAUCUCGGAAGAUGUGAUCAUGCCUAUGCUCUACAUCUCGGGUGUUCUCAAUUCCGGAGUCGAUGUCAUUUUCGCGCUUCUCCCAGCCAUCGUCCUGUGGAACAGCCUGAUGCCACGUCGAGCAAAGAUAUCAGCCUGCGUCCUUCUAAGCAUGGGCUGUGUUGGUACUGUUGCGUCGAUCGUUCGUAUCGCGUACCUCAGUGGCCUCGUGACCAGUUCCAAUUUCUUCACCACCGCGGUCGAUGCUGGUCUGCUUUCCAUCGUGGAGCCUGGGCUAGCGAUCACAGCAGCGUCACUUUGCGCUUUACGACCAUUGUUC